Molecule: messenger RNA, 2679 nt
Organism: Caenorhabditis sp. 36 PRJEB53466
Lineage: Eukaryota; Metazoa; Nematoda; Chromadorea; Rhabditida; Rhabditidae
Source: the annotation of a GenBank genome assembly
AUGCUGAUUGCGAUUGUUUUUCUGGGCCUCUUAGGUAAUUUGUUUUAGCUAACAGGGUACCUCCAAAUGUGCUGCGAGUUUACUGAAAAGUAUAGAGUACAUAUGUAUUAUCCCAAUUUGGAAUCAAAAUACAGUCCCCACAGAGUUGAUCCUUGUUGUUCAGGAGGCACUUUCGCUCAAAAACUAUGUCCCGGCAACGCGACUCCGUUCGAUUACCAAGUGUGCAAUCCCGACGACCGUUCCGAGUGCCCUUCCGGAUUCACUUGUAGGUCUGUCGGCCCACGUCGAUUGCCGGAAUGCCAACGAUUUUUUUUUGCAGAUUAUCCACCGACAACUCGACCGGUUCCACUCUGUAUCUCUGUUGUGAAAGUGGCCGCAUGACCAUUUCCGAUUGUGAGAUCAAGCUGUUUUGAAACGUUGAAAGAGAGACAUCGUUUUUCAGGGUAUUCGGAGAAGCAGCUCACUCCGAACAUUCUCCCACAGGCUCCGUAUUCUCUUAUUCAGACUGUAAGAACACUUUUCGAUAUCUCUACAGACAGCUGGAAUACAUCAACUUGAAACAAAAAGCCGUUUAGGUCCAACUCUCUCCCGCCAGUUCAAUUUUGAAUUUCCCGCCAAUCCACGUGGGCGACGAGCUGGUAGUCCUCAGUUUUCCGAGCUACAUUACCGGAAUCGUCCAGUCGGUCAGUCUCGCAUCGACCCUCAAUCCUGGAUACGUUCACGUGGUUACUGUAGUCGGUAAGGACCCCUCAGCCUUGACAUUUUGCACACAAUCCGUACAGAUCCACUCUACAAACCGUUCGCUGUUCUCUUGAACUACAAUAUAAUUGUCGGGCAGCCGAGUCAGACGAUCAACGUGACGUCAUCGCAGAGAUUCAUCGCUUAUUUGGAUAGCUCGGCGUCGAUGCCGAAACAGGAUUCAUGUGAGAGAAUAGCUAGUUCAUACCAGAAGACGCUAUGAUCUUCAGAUCGCUCCGAGUACAUCGUCCUCGUCUACUACACCGCUUCUCCCGUCAACUUCGAGGGAACUCUGCCACGUAAACGCUUCACACUUUCUAGAGCUAUUUCAAAAGAAACUGUUACAGAAGACAUGAUCCUGGGCUCAUCGUGCUUCGACACCACAUGUUUGUUCAACAGCUCUUCGUUUUCUUCCAAGCUCUCUCAGCCAUUGGCUGGAACCAUUUUCUACGUAAGCGCCUAUAUAUCUCAGCCGCCCGUAGAGAUAUAAAAAAGUUGUCAACUAAUAAAAUGUUCAUUGAAACAUUCUGAUUACAACUUUUCGAUAUCUGAACCGGCAGCCGAGAUACAUCGUCAUUUGCAGCUGACGACAAAGAACACAGUGUUCGCGACGGACGCGUCCCUCCUUUCGAGCACCAACUUCUCGAAUGCUCCGCAGCUUCUCCUCCCCGCACUCGUCUCUAUUCUUUUCCGUUUUUUGUUCUGAUCGUCUGCGAAAAAUACAAAUUGUGAUGUAUUAUUGUUUGAACAGCUUCCAAAAGUCAAGCAUGUCUGACAUAUAAAAUGGCAAUUGUCGACAAGUUUGGAGCAUUUUUUAGUGAAAGGAUGCGAGUCUCGGCGGUCUUUUGGACGUGGAUCGCUUUUGCGGUGAGUUCGGGAACGGUCCCGUUGGAUCAUGGUCCUUUCAGACGUGUUCAUUGUCGGCCAAAGUGUCCGGAGACGUUGGCGUCGAAGGCGUUGAAACGGAUGUAUCCGUAGCGACUGCCGAUCCUUCGAUUCUAAACAUUCCGACCAUCAAUUGGGAUGAUAUUCUGGUUAGUCUUCAUUUCAGGCACCUAAACACGGUUUUUCGAUUCAGAAGAACAUUCCGACAAUUCCGCCGAUUGUGCUUCCGACGCUUGAUCCGAAUUUCUGGGUGAGUUGGCAAGAACUACCGUAAUCAGGGAUCCUAUUCUCCAGAAGAAUCUGCCGACGAUUCCGCCCAUUCAAAUUCCGACGCUGGAUCCUGACUUUUGGGUGAGCUGAGUGAAAAAAGAUAAAAUCGAUUUAGAGAAUUUCAGAAGAAUCUCCCAACGAUCCCGCCCAUUCAAAUUCCCACGUUGGACCCCAAUUUCUGGGUGAGUGUUCGCCGGAGCGCCGCACUCUGAUUCCUUCCGGAUUCAUUCUGCAGAAUAACCUGCCGACGCUCCCGCCGCUUCCCACCUUGGACGCCAAUUUCUGGCAGAAUCUUCCCACUUUCCCCACAAUUCCGCCGUUCGUCUUCCCGACGCCCACGCCCAAAACCGCUCAAUGCACUUUUAUACUGGGCCAGGAAAUUCAGAAUAACUCGACGUUCGAGACAAAUUUGAACUACACGAAUGUUCGGGAAGUGGUCAACGGCCUCAUCGCCGAAUCCGCCUAUUUGUGCACUGGAUUCCAGACACAAAAGUUGACGGAUUUGUCGAAUAAGUAUCAAGUUUUGAUAUCCGAUACUCAACAGGUUAGGUUUCAUCUCGUUCUAACUCCGUUUUCGCACAUUUUCAGAUAGUUUCCUAUCUAACCACCGCGGAGCUCAAAUCUUUACUCCUGGCCGUGCUGAACGGCGACUCUGGCCCAGUUUUCCAAUUAUUUCUCUCAAAAUCCCUUGCGAACCUGGCUAAUCCAGAUGUUUCUGCGAAGCUUUCAAAGGUCUCCUCGCAGCUCUCCCUCCUCCAAUUGGAUCUGGCUCUGAGCCCAAUCUGA